AAAAACGGAACCCCCAAAAAGAAAAGAAGCGAGGGAUGUAGGAACGCAGGCCUUCGAAAGGAUGUUGAAAGAAAGUCUUCUCUAUUAUAACUUGGAAUCAAAAAAUCCCAGCAUAGCCUUCACGGCAAUACACAACCGAACGAAUGUUCGAUAACCCUGCAUUAAAAGAUCUAACAAAAUGUGCCAAACGAAUAGAUACGGUAUUUCCCGUUGCCUAAUGUACCAAUACCGAAAAUUACCACCAAAAAAGCAUAUGGAACUAUAAUUAUGCAACCAAUCAUCCGGCUCUUUGAUCCCUUAGCUCGAAGUUUGAUUAGUUCAAUCAUCGUUCAGAGAAAAACACCACCAACUUUUGAGGAACUACAAAUACCUUUGCACCUGGUCCUCUAUGAAACAAAUUUUCCUAUGCAUUAUAAAAAUCCAGCUACCUUAGAAGCUGUUGUACAUGACAGAGCCUAUGUUUACACAGAUGUUCAUUUAACUGGCGUUUUAAGUCGCUCUCAUAAGAUAUUUACUGUACCACUAAAAGAUGCUUAUCGGAAAGAAUUGGCCAUACUCGUAGAAAACCAAGGUCAUUUAAAUUAUGGUGAUUACAUCAAAGAUUAUAAGGGCUUAUGGAAUGUAACUGUGAACAAAGAGCACUUAUCAUUUUGGAACGUGACAGGCUUCAGGUUAAACAAUAUAAAGCCUCUUUCCCAAAUUACCAAUAGUUCCUGUGAACUUGAAACUUUACAGAGAGGACCUGUCUUUCUUCGUGGACAUUUUAGUAUCAAGGAAACACCAAUAGAUACUUUUCUCUAUACAGUUGGCUGGGGGAAGGGUGUGGCUUUCAUAAACGGUUACAAUCUUGGCAGAUACUGGCCUUUAGCUGGCCCACAAAAAAGUUUAUAUGUGCCGGGUUCUUUGUUGAAUGAGGGUAAAAAUGAACUCAUUAUAUUGGAACUAGAAUAUGUACCAAAAUCGCGAAGUAUGCAAUUUCAAACUGCUCCCUAGCAGUCCUUCAGAAUCCGUGCUCUAAAAUAAGAUCAAAUAAAAUUACGAAAUAUAACGCUAUCCAAGAGUAA
Molecule: messenger RNA, 1064 nt
Organism: Belonocnema kinseyi
Lineage: Eukaryota; Metazoa; Arthropoda; Insecta; Hymenoptera; Cynipidae
Product: beta-galactosidase-like
Exons: 3
Coding region: 268-993 (241 amino acids)
Biological process (GO): carbohydrate metabolic process
Cellular component (GO): vacuole
Molecular function (GO): beta-galactosidase activity
Source: RefSeq, a predicted model, not a curated record